Acipenser ruthenus (sterlet) is the source of this 1902-nucleotide messenger RNA. RefSeq names its product elongin-A-like. The record is from RefSeq and is a predicted model, not a curated record. Gene Ontology annotation, cellular component: nucleus; elongin complex. The transcript is spliced from 12 exons. Gene Ontology annotation, molecular function: protein binding. Gene Ontology annotation, biological process: transcription elongation by RNA polymerase II. The coding region runs from base 1 to 1692 and encodes 563 amino acids. Lineage: Eukaryota; Metazoa; Chordata; Actinopteri; Acipenseriformes; Acipenseridae.
AUGGCUGAGUCUGAGGUUUCGGGAAAGGUGUUUCAACUAAAAGAGCUUCUAAAUGAAACCACGGAGUCUAAGAAGAUAUCUGUUCACACAUUUUAUGUUUUAAAAACACUGAUGCGACUGCAGGACUUGAAGAUAACACUGGACAUCCUAGCGGAAACUGGGAUUGGAAAAACUGUUAAUGGUUUUCGAAAGCAUGAAAUCGCAGGUGAUGUAGCCAAAGCAUUAGUUAACCAGUGGAAAAAGUUGGUUCCCAAGGAAACUAGCAGUUCUAGCCUUGUACAGGAUGACCACACUCCAGAAAAACAAGAAAGUGCCAAGAAAAAAAAAAGAUUUUCAAAAAGAUUCCCCACUGGAAAAAAGGCGCCCAAUCAUGUAGACAAAGAGAAGUAUGAUCACAAGCGGAACAAGGAGUCUCCCUCGUUCAACUCGAUAACAGAGAAAACUUAUAGUAGUGCUAAAAGCUUAAUUAAAAAGUCAACAAAAGUUACAAAUGGUGAUCAUGUAAAAUGUGAUGGGAAAAGUACUCGGUCGACAGAGAAACGAUCAUCUACUUCAGUUAAACUGGAAAUGGACAACAAGAAAGCAAAACUGACAAAGAGCAUAAAGUCUGUGGAGUUCAUGGAUGUGAAAGAUAAGAGUGGUGAUAGUGACUUUGGGGAGCCAACCAUGUCCUUUGAAACCUACCUGAACUAUGACCUGGCACCCGCCUCCAAAAAAAGAAAAAAGCCUUCCGAAAUUCAAAAGCUGACCAAGAAACAUAAAAAGCAUGACAGUAAAGCUGAAUCCUUAGGAAAAAAGGUUUCCGAGAAAGAACAGAUCACCACAGAGAAAAAGGAAUUAAAAUCUGAGGAUUCUCCUAAAAAGAUGAAAUCUGGUUCAAUAAUGGAUCUAUUAAAUGUUCCAUUGCCAUCGUUUCUGCCAGAUUGUUUCUUAUUCCCUUCUCCUUGCAUAGAGAAGAAAAAACAAGCAGAGGUCCCCAAUACUUCCUUUGAAGACGCCACUGGGUUUACAGGGCAGAGACUGAACUCCAAGAUGCAGGUUUAUUCUGGUGCCAAGACUGUGGUCCUUCCGGUUAUGAUGACACUUUAUCAACAGUGCAUACGUGCGCUUCAGAACAAUAUUGACUCUCUCUACGAGAUUGGAGGAGUUCCAUUUGAAAUUCUAGAGCCUGUGCUUGAACACUGUACACCAGAACAGCUGUACAGAAUUGAAGAAUACAACCCGGCUUAUAUUGGGGAUACCGAUCAUUUGUGGAUUAAACACUGUCAGAAGGAGUUCAAACAUGAGAGGCCUCAAGAAUACGAAGCAUGGAGAGAAAUGUAUUUGAGGCUUUUUGAAGAAAGAGAAAACAAGUUUAAACUACUGUCAAAAAGCAUAGCCUCUGCACACUCUGGAAAACCUAAAGGUCGACAGGUGAAGCGAGCAUUUAUUCACACUGUAGUCAAACCUCCCAGAGAUGUGCGUCGGAAACAGGAGAUCUAUAGGACUGCAGGCCCCACUGCCCAGCCUCAUUCUGUUGAUAAAAUGAAUGUAAAGGCCCCAGAAAGCAAAGCAAGACUCUGCUCUUCUGAUGUCCGGAUGUGCACGUCCAGUGCUGGUCCUAGUCAAGAUCCAAAGAAAAUGGCUAAAAAAAUUGCACCAAUGAUGGCAAAGUCAUUAAAGAUCUUCAAGAGCCGACUGGUACGAAGAUAGAUGCACUUUUGAAUCGCUUUGUUUUGCUUAAGAAGGAACCAUUAUGAUCUGAAAGUUUUAUUUUUUUCCUAAAAUGAGUAAUACGUUAAAGGUAUAAUUAUCAAGUUUAAACAAUGGAAUAUAAAAGCACUUUAUAUGUGUGUGUAUAUACAGUAACUACUGUAAAUGUAAAAUAACACAGGCAAAAAGGGAUUAAAAUGUCUGAAUGUG